GGAGGGGCGGGCGGUGCCGCGCGAGGGCGCAGGGCGCAGGGCGUCGGCGGCUGCGGAGGGGGCCCGGGCGCGAGGCGGAGCCCCGGCGCGCCGCCAGGCUGGUGGGGGGCCCCGGCGGGCCGCAGAUUCCCUCCGGCUCCGGGAGCCGCGGCAGGACCGGCCAGCAGGCGCCAUGGAGGGCAGCCCCAUCCCGGUGCUGACGGUGCCCACGGCGCCCUACGAGGACCAGCGGCCGACCGGCGGCGGGGGGCUGCGGCGCCCCACCGGCCUCUUCGAGGGCCAGCGCAACUACCUGCCCAACUUCAUCCAGAGCGUGCUGUCGUCCAUCGACCUGCGCGACCGCCAGGGCUGCACCAUGGUGGUGGGCAGCGACGGCAGGUACUUCAGCAAGACCGCCACCGAGAUCGUGGUGCAGAUGGCCGCGGCCAACGGGAUUGGACGACUGAUUAUUGGACAGAAUGGCAUCUUGUCAACACCUGCAGUUUCCUGCAUUAUCAGGAAGAUCAAGGCAGCUGGUGGAAUCAUCCUAACAGCCAGCCAUUGCCCUGGAGGACCAGGGGGAGAGUUUGGAGUGAAGUUUAAUGUUGCCAAUGGAGGUCCUGCACCAGAUGUUGUCUCAGACAAAAUCUAUCAGAUCAGCAAAACAAUCGAGGAAUAUGCCAUAUGUCCUGAUCUUCGAAUCGAUUUAUCUCGACUAGGAAGACAAGAAUUUGAUUUGGAGAACAAAUUCAAACCGUUCAGAGUUAUGGGACCCUAUGUGAGAAAAGUUCUGUGUGAUGAGCUGGGGGCCCCAGCCAAUUCUGCAAUAAACUGUGUUCCCCUGGAAGAUUUUGGAGGGCAACAUCCUGACCCAAACCUGACAUAUGCAACGACUCUUCUGGAAGCCAUGAAAGGAGGGGAAUAUGGAUUUGGAGCUGCAUUUGAUGCUGAUGGGGACCGGUAUAUGAUCCUAGGCCAAAAUGGUUUCUUUGUGAGCCCUUCUGACUCCCUGGCCAUCAUUGCUGCCAACCUCUCUUGCAUUCCAUACUUCCGUCAGAUGGGGGUCCGGGGGUUUGGGAGGAGCAUGCCAACCAGCAUGGCCCUGGACAGGUAA
Propithecus coquereli (Coquerel's sifaka) is the source of this 1093-nucleotide messenger RNA. RefSeq names its product phosphoglucomutase-like protein 5. Gene Ontology annotation, biological process: carbohydrate metabolic process; striated muscle tissue development; myofibril assembly. Lineage: Eukaryota; Metazoa; Chordata; Mammalia; Primates; Indriidae. Gene Ontology annotation, cellular component: sarcolemma; adherens junction; cytosol. The coding region runs from base 173 to 1093 and encodes 306 amino acids. Gene Ontology annotation, molecular function: phosphoglucomutase activity; magnesium ion binding. The record is from RefSeq and is a predicted model, not a curated record. The transcript has 5 exons.